Messenger RNA from Schistosoma intercalatum, 4901 nucleotides. Lineage: Eukaryota; Metazoa; Platyhelminthes; Trematoda; Strigeidida; Schistosomatidae. The record is from the annotation of a GenBank genome assembly.
CACAUUUAAAGUUGCUAGUACAAUGGCCGCUGAGACGAGUUCUCGAUGCGUAAAGCAACCUGAUUCAACUUGGGAAUACUGUGGUGUGAAUUUAACCAUUCACAACAUUAUUAUACCCGAGGAGCGUUUAUUUCCUACCCCGUCGCAGCUGGACAAAAUGGAAUAUGAAACGGAGAUUGACUUAAGGAUUCUUGGGUGCGAGUUAAUCCAAGAUUCUGGGGUUUUGUUACGGCUGCCGCAAGUCGCUAUGGCAACUGCGCAGGUAUUGUACCAGCGCUUCUUCUACUCCAAGUCAUUUGUCCGUCACUUCUACGAGCAUUACGCUAUGGCAUGUAUAUUCCUGGCUGCAAAGCUUGAAGAGUCUCCAAGACGUAUUAGAGACGUAAUCAAUGUUUUUCAUCAUAUAAGACAAGUUCGGGAUAAAAAAACACCGACACCCGUGAUUCUCGAUCAAAGUUACAGUAAUCUUAAAAAUCAAGUUAUCAAGGCUGAACGACGUGUUUUAAAAGAAUUAGGAUUUUGUGUCCAUGCCAAACAUCCUCACAAGCUUGUUAUAUGUUACUUGCAGGCUUUAGACCAUGAAACUAACAAAAACCUUGUUCAAGCUGCUUGGAAUUACAUGAACGACAGUCUUCGAACUGAUAUAUUUGUACGUUAUCUUCCGGAAGCAAUUGCAUGUGGUUGCAUUUAUCUGGCAUCAUGUAAGCUCAAUAUUCCUCUGCCACGCCACCCAGCUUGGUGGGAAAUGUUCAGUGUGAGCGAAGAAUCUGUCCAUGAAAUCGCUUUAUGUUUGUUACGUUUAUAUGCUCGUCCAAAGGUAGAUGUUGGGAAACUCGAAUCAGUUCUAGCUCAACUCAGGAAAUCUCAGGCAGAAGCAAAGGAACGAGAAAACGAGCUCAGAAAACAACAAACCGUCACAACACCCCCAAGUACCCGGUCCGACCACAGUUUCGGUUAUAUCUCACCCCCAAAUCAUUUAUCCAAAUCUAAGAAUCAAAACAAGCCUAAUGGGAAUAAGAAGUCAGUAGAUAGUAAAGCUGAGCCUGAAGAUACUACUACUGUUUUCGCUCCAAACUCGCUUUUAGCAAGCGCCAUAGCUAAUGCCAAAGCGGUCGCAGCAACGAUUACAGCAUCAAAAUCUGGUAUGAUCACAGACGAGUUGUCCAAAGUGGGUACUGACCCGUCAAUUAUUCCACAUAAACGGGAAACAAGUGAAGAUGUUUCACCAAGAUCUCCAAAAACAUUGGUUGAACCUAAUCAGAUAGAUAAUAUAUCCGAUGCUUCGAAUAAGAAGCCUGAUAGAACUGUACAAGAAAACUCUGAGACCAAACGACGACCAAUUAUUCGACCAGCUGCCUACUCAAAUAUUCCGUCUACUAACACAGAAUCCGACAAAAGACGUCGACAUCACCGACACAAAUAUUCAUCUAAAAAGCAUCAUUACAAUUCGAUCUCCUCAUCAUCUUCGUCAUCUGACCGAGAGACCGAUCAAAACCGUUAUAAUUCAAUAAACUUACUGACAAAUAACUCCAAAUCUCGUAAUUAUCGACAAAAAUUAAAUGAUAUAUCAUCCUCUGGCUCUGAAACAGGUGAUAGUUCAUCAAGUCCUAACAAACACAUAGUUAAUGUGCAUGAUCGCAGAAAAAUCUACAAUAAUAAACGUAAACAUAUUCCACGCUCUUCAUCAGAAGAUUCCCAAACAUCUUCUUUCAGUGAUGAACCGCGUUUUUCCCCGACUCAUCAUAAUCCGGUAAAAUCUAAAAGCGGUCGCCGUCAUUUAUCACCACCCUAUGCCUACCGAAUCGAUUAUGAUAAGUCACAUAAAAGCAAACAUCAUUCAUCAUUGCGAUCUGCACCAAACGGUGAAAGUGGUCGUAUAUUGCGUGAGCACUCUAACCAUCGUCUAGUUUCGAGUCGACAUCAUGAUCAUCACCGAAGUCUGUUUUCACUGAGGGAAUCAUCAAUUUGGGGAACUCAUUCCCAUCUUUUAUUCGGACUGCUUGUCCUGUUCAUAAAUCGUGAAGAUGGAUAUCUGCAGAUCCGUCCCCAAAAUCUUGUAUCAAAAUUGCAUGGAUUGUGAAAUCUGUUUUGGCUUGGGAUAAUAAUGUGUUAUGAGGUAAACUUCGCAAUUUAGACAAACACAAUGUUAAAGGUGUGUACCAACCACUAUCAACAAAUCUCGUUGAAAAACCAAACCGUAUUUUAUAUGAUUGCUGUCCGAAAUACGCAGUUGAGUUACGUACGUUUCGACUCUAAAUAUAUCCGAGUUCAGUGAAACCUGAAUUAACUAAAUAGUUGUUUUAGCUGUUCGGCUGGAAAUACUGAAUCGUUUCCUUCGCUAAUGAAAAAUAUAGUUUCUUUCAUUAAUCUCCUUCCUGAACCACACAUCAUCUUUUUAGCAUAUGUUGCAUGGAAUUUUGUUAUAUUAAUUCUAUGUAGAGUUGGUCAGUAGCAACGAUGGAAGUUGUACCUCUUUACAGCAUACUAUGUGGUUGCACCACAAGAUUUUUCUACGCUUGCUACACAAAUCUUUUUUCGUCUAGUUACAGAUUUCAGAAAAUACCAUCAAGUAGAGAUCUAGAUGCAGUGAUUACACAACUGCAUUAAUUUAUAGCCACAUUUUCAUGUGAAAUAUUGUUUCUAUGGUUUCUGAAUGGCGUCUUGCGUUUUGUAUUAAAAGUCUUUUGUCUUGUUUGUAGAUCAUGAGAAUAUCAUGUCCAUAUUUCUCCUCGAAAAAUCAAUGGAAAUAGUAAAGAACUGUGCUCAUCUGGGUAAAUGAUUGUGGGCUGGUGACAGAAAAAUUCCAUUAUUUUAUACUGGUACAGAAUGCCAAUGCGGGUAAUAUUUCAUGAUGCCAGCCAAUCUAAAAUAUCCGUUGCACUAGAGUCUCAAAAGUUUUUUAGUCUGUGAUGCAUUCGGUUUAAGCAAUGAUUUUUUUAACAGUUAUGUCUAGUUGUUGUCGUCUCUGCAGAAUUGUUCGCACUUGGACCGCAGAUAACAGUCUUGUUUGGCGAGGACACUGAUAAAAUUCAGUCUCUUUGGUAGCACUGAGAAACAAUGCCAGGUUCCUUGGAACGCGUUUCUCCCUCUCUAAAUGCAGAUUGUUACUUCAGGACUGGUCUGCGUGAACACCUGAACUAAUUAUAGGGAGUGAAGUAGUCGAACGCAUCGACAACUUCACUUAUAUUGGAAGUCUAAUCAGCCUCGAUGGAUUGUUGUGUGACGAAAUCUGUUAGACUCUUGCCAACUUAUGUCACCUAUGACGAAGGUGAGAUACCCGUCUAUCAAUUAAAGGACGAAUACGCUGCGAAGCGUGAGCAUUAACAGUAGAAGACACUUGUAAGUCACUUAUAUUUUAUCACAAAUGCCUUAGAAAUAUUGCUCGCAUGCACUGAGAUCACCGCGUGAGUAAUAGUGAGGUUUGACGCAGGGUAUUAGGGAAUGAUGGUGAAUCAGUUGGUGAGGUUUCAGAACUUCGUCAACUGAGAUAGUUGGGCCACGUGUUACGUAUGCCUGAACACCGAUUGUCACGACGCGCACUACUGACUAAUGUUGUGGUGGAUAGUUGGAAGAACGUUAGGGGCAGCCAAACUAAAACGUGGCAUUAAUGCUUGAAGUCAUUAACUUCUAAUCUGAUCCAUGUUGGUAUAUGCAGACUACUUGGUUGGGGUAACGACUGUGUGAUAUGUUUGAGAAUCGAUAACAAUGGCGUCGGUGUAUAUACUAUUUGUCUUCCCUUAAGCCGUGAGAUUAAAAUUGCUUUAUAUCUUUCUACGAACUAAUUCUUUCUUCCUGUACUAUAUCCUUAUAUGCCAAGUUUCUUUUAUAUAUUACCAUAAUUGAAUCAACUACUUCCAUAAAUUCGGUGUUCAUCUUGUUAUGUUAAUGAAAUAUGGCAACUUGGACGCCUAUAUGUACCUAGUUUUAUGUUGUUAGAUGGUUGACUGAGGGUCGGCCGCCAACAAUAUUGGUUUUUAAUAAAACAAGAAAAGCUAUUUAGUUGACAGAUUUUUUUAACCGCUUGCAACACAAAACAUUUACGUUUACAAGGAUUUAUUAAGACAAAUGGGUUAAAUAGCCAACAAAUAGCUGCACAAAGGAUCAAACCCAAAACACACAGGUCUCGCAGCGAGUACGUUAUUAUUAGACCAUUAUUUAGAAAUUUAGUAGUCCAGUCAGUUUAUGAUAUAGCGCGACAGUGAUCCAAUUUUAUGUUGAUACAUAUCUUGCUCUUGGUAUGGUUAAAUCCCAUCAGUGACAACUUUUGCGUGAAGCUGAAGUUAGUCACUUUUAAGUGCAUGAUUAUUGCUUAUUUGGUCAGUUGCUUCAUCUGAAGUUAAUCCAUCAUGAAAAUUAUAACAAAAGUUAUUCGGAUCUAAAAAGUAAAAACACACGAAAUUUUUAAUCUCUUUUGGUACGCACAUGUGAAUGCGCAACCUUAAUUCCAUCCAAUACGCAGAAGGAAUUUGUCCGUCUUUAAUCCUAGAGCUAAUUGUGGUGAAUGACUUAUCUGCUAUAGUUAAAGUUUCAGAUUUCUGGUGAUGUCAUCUCGUUGGUAAGUUGUAGAACAAUAGGGUUUUUCUAAAUUACACAACAGUUUGAUUUUCUUGAUGACAGCAGCAACUUAACUGUGUAAGGUAUCUAUUCGAUAAAUUAUCCUACAAAACUUCAUGAGCGGUCACUACAGUUAUCAUCCAUCUACUGUCUUCAAUAAAUAUAUCUGAUUCUCAUCAACAUUCUUCUGUUAAUUUGAGAAAUUAUAUACUUCCUUUAUCGACUAAUUAAUGCCCUUUUUGAAAUUUAUAUCUUGGUUAUCUAUUUGACCUUUACUUCUCACAUACAAGUUAGUGUCCAUUCAGACUUUUGAAAUGCAUUGAUCUAAUAAAUGAUGUGGUUUUGAU